CCAACUUUACACAUACGUGCAAGACAAGCAACAGGGAGACCUUCCGACCGAAAAGGAGACCGCCAAACACCAUAUGUAUACGCAGCGGCAUUCCCCAUUUGGCGUUAGUCGAAGAAGCACGUGCGACGAUUUGUGCUCAAAACUCCCAUUUCGUGAAUGAAUUGUGCUCCACAGCCGAGGAUGCGGUAUUUCCUUUUCAUUUUAUUGCUGUCUGGGGCCCUCACGGCCUCCGAUUCGACCGCCCCCCGGAAGCACGAGUUGUUUACUAAAUUGGGGCUCACCCGGGUGAAGGCCCCCAACACCCACCACCGCAAGCGUCUGGCGGUGGAGUCCCGCCACCAUACACGAUCCGACGACUCCCAUAUGUACGUCAUUAAGCUGCCCCCCAACCCCCAUUAUUACGCCCACAAUGAGAUUCCCAACUCCAUCCCCCGGAAAAACAUCCCUGUUAGUUUCAAAAGUAACGGAAAGCCGGCUAAAGUCUACCACUGGAACAUCCCCGUCAUUAAGAAGAUCGUCAACACUAAACAUAAAAGUCGAAACAGCGACAGCAACGAGAUCGAUUUCCAAAACGAGGUGUUUGAUAAGUCUGAGGAGAGGAAGCCGGUGAAGGCGACGUUUUAUGUGCCGGCCAAACCGAAGAAGGCCUCGUUUAUGAAGUACUUCCCCGGGAACGGGAAAUUGCACUCGUUUUAUGUCAUCGAGAGCAGCAAGAAGGCGCAUUAUCACAGGCUGUUGCCGUGAGAGGAGAGGGAAAGUGUGCAAUAAAUAAAACGAGUCGGGGAGACUGAUUUUGGGCUUUUAUUUUCAGUUUUGUAUUAAUUAUGUAUUCCUUAUUGUUUAUAUUAUUAAAGACAUUUUAUUAAGAA
This is a messenger RNA of Tribolium castaneum (red flour beetle), 869 nucleotides long. RefSeq lists its product as uncharacterized. The record is from RefSeq and is a predicted model, not a curated record. The coding region runs from base 157 to 744 and encodes 195 amino acids. Lineage: Eukaryota; Metazoa; Arthropoda; Insecta; Coleoptera; Tenebrionidae. The transcript is spliced from 2 exons.